Pelodiscus sinensis (Chinese soft-shelled turtle) is the source of this 5857-nucleotide messenger RNA. NCBI's taxonomy places the organism in Eukaryota, Metazoa, Chordata, Testudines, Trionychidae. The record is from RefSeq and is a predicted model, not a curated record.
GGCUCCCCAUGGACAGAGGCUGCUCCAGUCUGCAGGGCACCCGGACUCUAUCUGAUGUGGGGGCUGGCACUCCAGCCCCCAUCAGUUAAUGUUUAACCAGACUGGCAAGCAUCACCUGUUAAGAUUGAUGCUUACUGAUUAACCUUUCACCUCUCUACUGUUGGCCUCUGCCCUUCCUAAUACUUGUUGCCCUGUCCCCCUAGUUCAUUGCCUUUUCCCUCUUUCCUGCCUCCAGAACAACAGGCCUGGUGGAGAAGCCUUCUCGCAAACGCAAAACCAGGACUGAGUUUGCCCUAAAAGAAAUCAUGUCAUCGGGAGGAGCUGAGGAUGAUAUCCCUCAGGGAGAGAGGAAAACAGUCACAGACUUUUGUUACCUACUGGAUAAAUCUAAACAGCUCUUCAACGGCUUAAGAGAUUUGCCUCAGUAUGGGCAGAAGCAGUGGCAGUCCUAUUUUGGGCGAACCUUUGAUGUUUACACCAAACUCUGGAAAUUUCAGCAGCAGCAUAGACAAGUACUGGACAAUCGAUAUGGGCUGAAGCGCUGGCAAAUUGGGGAAAUUGCCUCCAAGAUUGGGCAGCUUUACUACCAUUAUUACCUGCGCACAUCUGAAACCAGCUACCUGAACGAGGCCUUCUCCUUCUACUCUGCAAUUAGACAGAGAUCGUAUUACUCUCAAGUCAAUAAAGAGGACAGGCCUGAACUGGUGGUUAAGAAGCUGCGUUACUAUGCAAGGUUUAUAGUGGUUUGUCUCUUGCUCAACAAAAUGGAUGUUGUGAAGGAUCUCGUAAAGGAAUUAUCAGAUGAGAUUGAAGAUUACACUCACCGCUUUAACACUGAGGACCAGGUGGAGUGGAAUCUGGUUCUUCAAGAGGUGGCGGCUUUUGUUGAGGCAGAUCCUGUGAUGGUUUUAAAUGACGACAAUACCAUCGUGAUCACCUCCAACCGACUGGCUGAAACAGGGGCCCCGUUGCUGGAGCAGGGAAUGAUCGUUGGACAGCUCACUCUUGCAGAUGCAUUAAUUAUUGGGAAUUGCAAUAAUCAGGUAAAGUUCAGUGAAUUAACAGUUGAUAUGUUCCGAAUGUUGCAAGCACUAGAAAGGGAACCAAUGAACUUGGCUUCACAAAUGAACAAACCUGGAAUGCAGGAGACGACUGAGAAACCUGCUAGGCGGGAAAAUCCCCAUAAGUACUUGCUGUAUAAACCUACCUUUAGCCAGCUGUACACGUUCCUAGCAGCAGCAUUUAAGGAGCUGCCUGCAAACAGUGUGCUGCUGAUCUACUUGUCGGCCACUGGCGUGUUUCCCUCAGGUCGUUCGGAUAGUGAAGGUCCAUAUGAUUUUGGUGGUGUCCUUACAAAUAGUAACCGGGACAUUAUAAAUGGCGAUGCUAUUCACAAGCGUAACCAAUCUUACAAGGAGAUGCACUGCCUUCACCCUGGUGAUCUCUACCCUUUCACAAGAAAGCCCCUGUUUAUCAUUGUGGACUCCUCAAACAGCGUUGCCUAUAAGAAUUUCACAAACUUGUUUGGACAGCCACUGGUGUGCUUGCUUUCUCCAACAGCGUAUCCAAAAGCAUUACAAGAUCAGUCUCAGCGGGGUAGCCUCUUCACCCUCUUUCUGAACAAUCCUUUAAUGGCAUUCCUAUUUGUCUCUGGAUUAUCAAGCAUGCGCAGAGGAUUGUGGGAGAAGUGUCAAGAUUACCUUAGAAAAAUCAACCGGGAUAUCGCCCAGCUGCUGACCCAUUCUCGCUCCAUAGAUCAGGCCUUUCUUCAGUUUUUUGGGGAUGAAUUUCUUCGCUUACUUCUAACAAGAUUCAUCUUCUGCUCAGCCACCAUGAGGAUGCACAAAAUUUUCCGGCAGGAAACUCGAAAUUACCCUGAAUCUUAUCCCCAGCUUCCAAGAGAUGAAACAGUGGAGAACCCUCACCUCCAAAAACACAUUCUGGAGCUGGCUUCCAUCCUGGAUAUUAGAAACGUGUUCCUGGAAAACACCAUUGAUGACUAUUAAAAGAAACACUUGCGUAAUGCAACUGGGUUUCCCUAGCCACAGACUUUGAAUGGUGCAGUUUUCUAAUGUGAAAAUCCACAAAAGGAGUUACCUGAUUUUAUUUUAAAAUUUAGGACCAUUAUUUUUUUAAAAAAAGAAACCGCUGUUAGCCCAGCUACCCCAUUGUGUAGGGGUCAAUUUUAUAAACAAAUCUUUUCACAUCUUUUCAAUGUUGAAGUUAGGAAUUCCUGGGAUUUUAUUUUUGGUGUUGUGGUUAAAAGCGACCACAUAUCCAGCAAUUGAUCCUAAGCAUAAAGUAUUAUUGGUCACUUUUAGCCCACUUUAUGGAAAUCCUUUAUUUUUAUACAGUUUUAAAAAUUUGAAGCAAAAAAUGCAAAUAUAGAAAACAAUAUUUUAUCCCCAAAGAGUUUGGAUUUGAAAUGGUAAAGCUGGAAACACAUAACGCAAACCGGCAAGAGCAAUAAAAGAAAGAGCCCUUCAUAAGAAAUAUAUAUUUUUCAAUCUUAGGUGAAUAGUUAAAUUUGUGCUGGAACUAAUAGCAGUGGGUUUGGAGUGAUGCUGCAGAGGAAUCUCCUGACAUCUAGUGUUACGUGUAAAUUAACCAUUUGACUUCUACUGAGCAGCACAGCUGGCUGAGAACAGAAGCUCCACCCCCUUGGGUGUAACUUGCAGGCUGGUGGCAUAAUUACAACAGUAAUCAAGCAGGCCCCAUUUCCUCAGUGAGGUGUAGUCAGACCCACAUUCCAUGUCUUGUGUCAGAGCCACCACCCUUCUGCCUGAGGCUGGUCAGUCCAUGGCUCCUUAAUCACUGGGGAGGAGGGUGUCUCUGUUCUUACCUGGUUGAGUGAAUGAAGUAAGUGGCUUCCACGGUGUUCCCAGCCUGUGGUGAGUCUGUGCCUAAGGAUCCAAUCAGUCUCUUGCAGUAGGACUGAGUUCUAGCCCUUCCCAACAGAGAAACACUUGGCAAGAAGCCUCUUGGGACUGCUGUCACCUGCUCUAACAAUGGGAUGAUCUUCCAUGGGCUCCUUGUGACCCUAGAAGAACUGCUGUUUUGUUCAUGUGUGUGGUGAGGGCCCACCAUGCCACCCCACUCCCCUACCUGUGUGCUCAGUCCUGUUCUUACAGCAUUUUCCCAGUGAGCCACAGGAAAGCUGAGCAGAGGAAAGGGGUGUGAAGCACACAGUCCCCAACAAACCCCGAAACACAGCUAGUAGGGGUGGGUUAUAUGUAUCACAGCUUCUGCACAAUAAUUUCACCCACACCUAGAUAUCAUCCAGUAGGGCUCCGUAAAGUCUGCACCAAGGAACGUGUGCUCUGUAUGAAAUUGGAAGCUAAGGUAGGGGUGGUGCUUGCUGGAGAAGGAGGAAGGUAAAGCUGUCACGGCAGUGCCCCCUGGUGUCAAAACAAGCUCCGGGAAGAUCUGGCACAGCCUGCUAGAAAGGUGUGGAGAGAAGAGGUGGACACACUGGAAGCGUAGAAGAAUUUUGGCUUCUAUGAAGCAAAUGUUCUAAACCCCCAAUUGAAUAGCUUCUUGGCUCUCCAACUCUGAAACUGACUCCACUUCAGUUACUGGCAGUAAACAAGUCCGCUUAACCCAAAGCCCAGACUGAAGCACAACAAAUGUUUGUAAGCUCCCAUGUUUGGUUUUUAAAGAUGUGUAAAAUGAAUAGUGGGUUUUUGUAUAGAAAAAAGCUCAUUUGCCAAGAAGGUGUUUGCUUUAAAUCUGGGGAAAGGCAAGUGUGUGGUGAUACGGAUUGUAAUUUUUGUAUCUGAAAUUGCACAAUGGUUGUCAAAUGGCCUGAAAUGACAAAUCUAGAAAUAAUGGUAGCAAAGCAAACUGUGAUCAGCUUGUUUCUGUGUGAACGUAAGCUGUACGGUGCUGGAAAGACUGCCUUUUGGUUAUGCAUGGCUGUAGCGCUGUCUGAGGCUCCUGGUACCGAAAUGCUGAAAUGUCCAAUAGCAACAAGGAUGCCGUGCUAGACUCUGGUGUGUCCUUAGGGAAUCUACUGUAUGGUACCAAGGUGAAAGCCAUUCUGUUCCGUGUGUGUUGUUUCAGUGUCGGAGAAGGGGCAGGAGUUUGAGUAGCCCUUUAAUGUUGAGGUCUAGUCCAAUGUUUGUUUUAAACACAAGUUUGGUUGCUUCCUUAGCAUGGUGCCUGCUUCAGUGGGCCUCUUCACUGUGUGAUUCUGUGAUGUGACCAUCUUCUUAAGACAGACUGGGAUGAGAGUGCUACAUGUCAGGAUUAAUGUCCAUCAGCACUGCUGCGGGAGAGUCCCAUGCAGAACAGCAGUAGAUGGCACAGAGCAGGUGGGCAGGAGUGGAGCUUCCAUAGCACUUGCUGGCACUGUGCUAGGCUCCAGCCAAAACUUUCACUCUGAUGGGCACCAAAAAUCAAUGGAACUGGAUAAGAAGGAUUUCUUUGAGCAGAUGUCCGGUUGGUGGUGGUGUUUUCUCCUGUGGUUCUUUGGUCACCCUUCUUUAGCUGAGAUUGAAUUGAUUGUAAAGUAAAUGUGUAUAUACUCAGUGUUUGUGUUUCAUGUACAGUCACCACCCACCUGUUGGGUGUGCUUGUAAAUAGGUAUAGCUAUAUGUAUAUAGGGAGGUCUUGAGAUGUGUAUAUACAAAAAUUAUAUCUACACACCUGCGCCAGUUGGAUUGCAUUCCAUGAUGGUGUUCUAGAAGCAUUAUUUGAGAUACUUAGUUAAGUUUGUGGCUGCAUUACCACUGUAAUCCUCUAUUUUCAGGGGCUUAUGUUGGGUAAAUGAAACAAUUUGGGGCUGAAACUAGGUGCAGGCCUCAUCCAGGGAGCAGCUAGGGAGUUUUUUUUACAAAUGUAAAUAUUCUAGUUCAUGCUGAAAUGCUAGUAAUUUUCUGACCUGAAUCAACAGAAUCCAGGAAAUGUGAAGUUUUGAAGCUGAUUUGCCCUUUCCCGUGGGCAUGAGGUCGCACUCACAUAACAGAGUGUUUGCAGUGAUGUUUAGUUUCUUUUGCCAUAGCUUUCCUGGCAUGUCCUUUGUAUUCAGACACCCUGAGGAAGCCAUGUAGGAAUGUGGAAAUCUCUGUAGUCGCAACACAGAGAGAGAGAAGGCGCUAGUACAGCAUCCAUGGUACUUUCCCGUCCUGCAUGUCAACAUUGAAUAAGCUAGAUGCUCAGCCCCAGAUCACUGCACUGACUCUGAUGAAAUCCCAGGUUUAGCUUUGACUGUUGUGGUUCCAUUUAACUUCCCUGCAGCUGGGAAUAGCAUGUGUGCAUGAGCUUGGCAGCGGAUUCUGUUAGCAUGCCCGGUUUGUGUCCUGAUGGACCCUGGUGGAACAUGGUUUGAGAGCUGAUGGGAAGCACUGAUGCUUGACUUCUGCUCACACUGGAGGAUGAAUCGUCUCUGCUUACAAUGUAUUUAUGUGACUUCUGUGUCUACAGCACCAAAUGAUGCAUUUGGUCCUGCCUUCCCAUUAGUGAAGUUUGCAGUAGGUCUAGUCAGGCAGGAACAUGCAGAGAGAACUGGUAGGAGAGGUUGCUUAAGAAUCUAGAUAGAUUGAGAACUUGAUGAUGGUUAAGUCAUAACAAACAUCCAACAGUUCUGCCUGAAUCUAAAAAGUUCACCUCUGGCUUUUUAAAGGCAUCUCUCAUUCUCCUCUUGGUUAUUCUAUCAUUUUUGGCUGGCUUUGUUCAGAAUACCUGCCAUUAAUCAAACUUGGCAACAGGGCUUUUCAGAGUGAACUUCGCUUUCCAUUUUAACAGUUUGUCCAUUCACUGUAAAUGGUGGAUUCUCUGUAACUUGAACAUGAUUUGAGGAUUUCAGUAACUCGGCCAGAGCAUAGGGGUCUAUUAGGCUAUGUCUACACUGCAGCCU